This is a messenger RNA of Blepharisma stoltei, 1355 nucleotides long. NCBI's taxonomy places the organism in Eukaryota, Ciliophora, Heterotrichea, Heterotrichida, Blepharismidae. The record is from the annotation of a GenBank genome assembly.
AUGACAGCUAAUAUUCACUUUUACAAACUUUUAGAAGAAGUUCAUGAAAAUAUCCAGAUUAAAUUACCAGAAACCAUCAUAAUUGGCUUUGGAUUCGAAGAGCCCACUUUUAUGUGAAACUUUGAAAACGAUCAUUUGAGUUUUGAAGUGGUUUCAAAGGAGGAUAUCUUGCAUAUAAUUUCUAGAUGAUCAGCUAAGGAUUCGUUACCGAUAGCGAUCGUUAAAACAGAUGCAAAAAAGCACUGAUGUGAAACCACAGACGAAAUCGCGAAAUUUUUAAAUGAAGAAUGCGUAAUCCAACAGGUAAUAAAGCACCACUCCUCUUUCCCAAACAUUCGUAUAACGUGAGACUUUCAAAAAGGCUACACAAUGGCAACAGAUAACUCUACUUCAGUCCCAAAAAUAAGCCGAAGUGAGCCAAGCCUAUCCACUAAUUUCACAGAAAUAAAUAAAGAUUUUACCUCAAAAAACCGAGAAUUUUUAUGCCCAACAAAACUUCGUAGAGUGACAGAUUCAGUGAAAAAUAUUUUAAACAGAAAAUUAAAAAAUAUAUCAUGUAGGAUUGAGCACCUAGAAAUAGAUUUUUUAAAAUCAGCUGCAAACGAGCAUUUUUUAUUAGGAAUUCACCAAUAUACCUAUUCAGCUUGCAAGUCUCUUCAGAGAUUUGCAAAUACCAGAAAUACAAGUUUCUAUAAGCCUCCUCUUUCCCCUACCUUUAAAACAGCACUUUCUCCAACACCAGAACCUACUCAAAAAAUCUUGACUAAAAAAAAUGACAUUUUAGGAGCAAUUUCUUAUAGUGGAAGUCCACAUGUAGAAAGCAUUGAUGAUGAAAUACAAGAAUUAGUUUCGCCUAAAGGAAAUUAUAAGUUUAUGAGAUAUGGAUAUUGGAAAAAUAAAUUCCAAUCAGGCGAAAAAAUGCUUCCUAAUGAAAUCCAGUAUGCAAAAAAUAUCGCUAAACAUUCUACUAGGAUUUUAACCAUUUUUAGUCAAAUUGUCCAUUUUUGUAUUUAGAAAUAAAAUUGAAAAAUUCAAUACAAUAGAGGAUAAUUGAAACAAGCAAAAAUUUAACUGAAGUUAAAGGGAUGGUAAAAAAACUGAGAGGAAGCAUAGACACAAGCUCAAAGCAUGGGCUUUUUCAUGAAAAAUUAAAGCUAGAGAUCACUGAUCAUAUAUUAAGAGAGCGAGACAGAGCAAGGACUAGACUUGAAGAACAAAUCUGGAAAAAGAAAAGCCAUAAAAAUUUGCCAUUGAUAAUUGAAAAUACAGCAGCAAAUAAUAUUAAUUAUUACGCAGAAUUAAUUGACCAGCAUAUCAUGAGAAAUACCCAAAGAAAUUCUUUGAAGAAAUUGUAA